GUUGCCGGCUCAGUCGCUGUGCGGGAGUGGUCACUGAGGGAUGUGUGGUAUCGUAACUGAGUGUGACUGAGGAAAAAGACCCGGCGUAGUUUCUCCGCGUAAUACGCUCUCGCUCUUUACCCCCCCGGACAAAAAGGAACUAGCAGUACCGAGAGUCUAGUCAGUUUUUCGGCCCCCCUCCCGAUUUCGCGCGAGACUACGGAAUACGCCGAACGUGUAUUUAUUUAAGUAUUUAUUGUACAAAAGACUUAAUCUAUAGUUUCUCCUGGGUAAACGACCGGGACGGAAACACGUCGGCGAAGAUUUGGUUAGAAACGACGGUCGAAAUCCCCUUUGUUCGAAUUCGAAAGCGCACCCCGUGGUCAAGGUCGUGAACAUUCGUUUGGGGUAAAUCCGUGAACCGUUAGGAAGGCCCAGGCCAGGCCGGCCACGCACGCCAGCCGACACAAUGUCCGUGGACAAGGAGGAAUUGGUACAGCGUGCAAAGCUCGCCGAACAGGCGGAGAGGUACGAUGACAUGGCUGCCGCGAUGAAGGCGGUCACCGAGACGGGAGUCGAGUUGUCAAACGAGGAGAGGAACCUGCUGUCCGUAGCUUAUAAGAAUGUCGUUGGCGCGAGACGUAGCUCGUGGAGAGUAAUCUCCUCCAUUGAGCAGAAGACCGAAGGCUCGGAACGCAAACAGCAGAUGGCAAAGGAAUACCGGGAAAAGGUGGAAAAGGAGCUGCGUGAAAUUUGUUACGACGUAUUGGGACUCCUUGACAAGUACCUGAUCCCUAAGGCUAGCAAUGCCGAGAGUAAAGUUUUCUACCUCAAGAUGAAGGGUGAUUACUAUAGGUAUCUCGCAGAAGUCGCCACCGGUGAUACCAGAAACGCGGUAGUCGAGGAUUCACAGAAAGCGUACCAAGAAGCGUUUGACAUAGCAAAGUCAAAGAUGCAGCCUACUCACCCGAUCAGGCUAGGUCUCGCCCUCAACUUCUCCGUUUUUUAUUACGAGAUACUCAACUCUCCAGACAAGGCCUGCCAGCUGGCCAAACAGGCGUUCGACGAUGCGAUCGCAGAAUUGGACACACUUAACGAGGACAGCUACAAAGAUUCCACGCUAAUUAUGCAGCUUUUGCGCGACAACCUCACUCUUUGGACCAGUGACACGCAGGGUGAUGCGGACGAAGCACAGGAGGGCGGCGACAACUAACCUUCCUAAGCUUAAGUCCUUUCUAACCUAAUAAGAACAUCCUAUUCUCUAUCGUCCCCCCGUCCCUUGAAGUGCUCACCCAUCCAUCCACCCGAGAUCGAUUUAUCCAUUCGCCUGUCCUUUCGCGUACCUCGUUUCCUUCUCCCUUCCUUCCUCUCCCCUCAAUCUCUUCAUUCUCUCUCUCUCUCUCUCUCUCUCUCUCUCUCUCUCUCUCUCUCGAUUCGUUCCGUUUCUCAGACUCUGUUAAACCUUUCAUCCUUUAUCCUAUCUUCUUCCUCCCUUCCAUAUACCUCCCACCCUUUCACAUUUUCUUCCUUCCUUUCUUUCUUCCACAUUCGUAAGAGACCACCACCGCCAGUUUCCGAAUCCUUGUUUCCUUAAUCUCCUCCUCGAAAAAUUGUGACCUCUUUGUUCCAUUGCGACUGCACACUGCUGCCGAUGCCACCGCUAGAGCUGUUACGUUCGGGUAUCUCGUUCUCGACCGAAUCCUUUCUUAGAGGAUCGAUUCGCGUGCUGGUCGCCGUGUAUAUGACCGCCGUUGCCUCUUGUCGAAAAUUUUGAACGUGAACAUAUUCGACUCUGGAUGGAGAAUGUUGAUCUCUUCUAAAGGUGUGGGAGGGGGAGAGAGAGAGAGAGAGAGAGAGAGAGAGAGAGAGCGUGUGCGUGUGUGUGAGCAAGAAAAC
Habropoda laboriosa is the source of this 1875-nucleotide messenger RNA. It is a transcript of the gene 14-3-3zeta, whose product is annotated as 14-3-3 protein zeta. The record is from RefSeq and is a predicted model, not a curated record. The transcript has 6 exons. Bases 449 to 1192 code for a protein of 247 amino acids. NCBI's taxonomy places the organism in Eukaryota, Metazoa, Arthropoda, Insecta, Hymenoptera, Apidae. Gene Ontology annotation, biological process: signal transduction. Gene Ontology annotation, cellular component: cytoplasm.